AUGACGUCCCGCGAAGAAACCGUCCUAGCUCCCACCGAUCCCUCUAUUACCGAUGAGAACGAUUGGUGGGAGUUCGGCCUAACUGAUGUGAAGGUCCUAAAGCCUGGGAAGAUGCUAUAUGCAAAUUUACUCGAAGCCACUGAACAGAACCCAGUGCAGGUUAUCGGCUGCUUAGAGCCACUUCGUGAGAAUCAGGAACACUUAGUACUCAACCCGGACAACCCUCCUAAGCGCAUUAUUAUUGAUGAAGUUACACACUAUGCCUACGGUCAAACCGAAGAUAAGAGCAUUGAGCUCUGGGUUGCUGGUAAAGCGGGCUGGUACGACAUCAUUUCGCCCGCCAAGGGUUUCACACCCACAUACAAUCGCAUGGUCCAGGCUAUCGACAUGCUGUAUUUCCUAGUCGAUAGGCAUCAGCAAGGAAAGCGACAGAUCAAUCCAUCUUUUAGGAGUCUCUGCGAACAAUACACUUACCACACAUAUGGCUCAUGUGAGACUCGAGAACAGUCAGCCGAGGUCUUUGCGAUACAUGCUGCCUUCUUGCUUCGGUGCAUGAUCCAAGGGGAUGCAGAUGUAGAAUGGAAGAAGACGAAUGUCUUCGUCCAUCUGCGUCGCCAAUUUAAUGAUGAUUAUAAUAGGCUGAUGGAAGAACUUUCGCCCUCUGAGGAAAGCGAAAGCGAACCCCAAGAAGAACCAGAAGUGGCAACUCCUCGACACCAGCCUGUAGCAAUCUCAAAAUCACAAGCCGAGGCCAUUUACCAGUUGCUCAAGGACCUCAGAGAAGAAGGUCACUUGGCAAAGCGUCGCUUGCAUAUUGACCUCCUGGGAGAACGUUUGGCAGAACGAUUCUCUUUCAACAACGAAGAUGCCCAGAAAAUCAUUGCGAUCAGGGCAAGCGCUGUGUUGGAAAUGAUGGACGAAGAAGACUUUAGAUGGCCUCGCUAUGUCAUCCAUAGGGAGCUCACACAUGCAUCCACGAAAUCCGCUCCUCUGCCAGCCGCACUCCUAACCCCCCUGGAUUCGCAGGAGGAAUCCAGCGACGAUGAACGGUACGGCCGGACCCAGAAAUCCGUGCUUCGUCCAAAGGUCCACACAGUCUCCAACAAACAAACAAUCGAAUCCAACGACGAGGAAGACCAAGAGGACACCGAUGAAAUCGACGAUAUCGAAGAAAUCGAGGAAAUCCAAACACCUAGCAAAACCCGUGGUCAUGAAUUAAUCCGAGAUCCAUUCUCAGCCACGAAGCCUCGGACUCGCUCGUUCGUGUCAGCCUCCUCGAGCGGCGCCGGCUCCUCUCUUAUGAAAAGCCUGUUUAAGGACAAUGUCAAGAAAGACAAACUCCAGACUCCUCCCGUAUCUUCGUCGCCAUCACACCAAAAGCUUCUGACUCCAGAGCGGGAUCCAACUCCAGAUAUGCCACAGGAAAUUGAAGAAGAAUCCGUCGACGAGACAUCUGAUACCUGGACAUGCCGCAUGCCCGGAUGCGAGAAGGUGAUCUCGACCACCGACAGAAUCGAGCGCAAGAAGCUUAUUGGCGACCAUGCCGGAGAGCACGAAUGGGAGACGCAGAUGAAGGUGGAGCUGAUGGAAUCGGAGAAACGCAUGCACUCUUCCUUCCCCGUCAACAACCUCAUGCAAUACGUCGUUGACGCGCAUGUGCUGCAAAUGCGGGCUGCAUUCCCGGAGUUCUAUUCUGCAGGUAAAGAAAACGGCGCUACUCAAAACGGCGAAGACCAACUGAAUGGAGAAGCAUCCAUCCCAGAGACCGAGGGAUUAGAGGAGAAUGACGAGGAUGAAGAGGAUGAUGAAGAUCAGGAGCUUGACGACCUUGCGAACGGCUAUACCUGA
This is a messenger RNA of Penicillium verrucosum, 1848 nucleotides long. RefSeq lists its product as uncharacterized. The coding region runs from base 1 to 1848 and encodes 615 amino acids. The transcript is spliced from 5 exons. The record is from RefSeq and is a predicted model, not a curated record. NCBI's taxonomy places the organism in Eukaryota, Fungi, Ascomycota, Eurotiomycetes, Eurotiales, Aspergillaceae.